Messenger RNA from Periophthalmus magnuspinnatus, 3090 nucleotides. RefSeq names its product zinc metalloproteinase-disintegrin-like VLAIP-A. Gene Ontology annotation, molecular function: metalloendopeptidase activity; cell adhesion molecule binding. The record is from RefSeq and is a predicted model, not a curated record. The transcript has 23 exons. Gene Ontology annotation, biological process: positive regulation of cellular extravasation; inflammatory response; proteolysis. The coding region runs from base 43 to 2598 and encodes 851 amino acids. NCBI's taxonomy places the organism in Eukaryota, Metazoa, Chordata, Actinopteri, Gobiiformes, Gobiidae.
CGCAGUCAGAGCCGCUACAGUGGCCGGACAAGGCGCACCAUAAUGGGAUCUAACUUCAUCUCACUGUCGCUAACGUUUGUUUUUCUAGUGCAGAGCUUGUGUUUGUUGCCUCACGUGAAGCACUAUGAGAUCGUCAAACCACAGAAACUCCAGCUCAGAACAAAGAGAAGUCUAUCCGACACACAGGUUUAUCCAGAUAUAGUACAAUAUCAACUAGCAAUUGAAGGACAAAAUCACACAAUACUCUUGGAGAAAAACAGGAAUCUUAUUGGAAGAGACUUCACAGAAACGCGUUAUACCAAAGAUGGAAAACGGGUGACGACUUCCACACAUGAGGAGCACUGUUAUUAUCACGGUUGGAUUGAGGGGAUGUCAGACUCCUCGGUGAGUGUGGGGAUAUGCUCAGGGAUAAGUGGUUUUGUGAGAGCGCAGCAGCGAUUGUAUCUGAUUGAGCCGUUGGGGGAGUCGGAUGAGAGCGAUCACGCUGUUUACCGACACAGAGACUCACAGGGACCCUCUAACAGCAGCACAACCCUGUUUGAUGUAGACCAGGACCCAGGACCGAGACUGGCCGGACUCUUCAGGUCCAAAUCCUGGAAAUCGAAGCCAACUGCAGAACCAGAGCGCUUUGUUGAGCUGUUUGUGGUUGUUGAUAAAGCUGAGUACCUUCGAUAUGGCAGCCAAACCAAGUCUCGCAUUCUCAACGUUGUGAAUCACAUUGACAAGGUUUAUCGAUCUAUAAACACAUGCAUCGUGCUCGUGGGGCUGGAGAUUUGGACCACUGAAAAUUUGAUGGAUGUCGACAUGAGUUCUGAAAUUACUCUGGACCAUUUCCUUAUUUGGCGACAAACAGAUCUGCUAAAGAGGGUGAAGCACGACAAUGCACAGUUUGUGACAGGCAUAGACUUUGAAGGUGAUACUGUCGGACUGGCUAAUAAGUUUGCCAUGUGCACAGAAAACUCGGGAGGUGUGAAUCAGGAUCACCACAGAGACCUCAUUGGUCUGGCCUCCACCAUUGCUCAUGAGAUGGGGCAUAACUUUGGUCUGUCCCACGAUGGUCCUGGCUGUGUGUGUGGUCCUUCUCUGAGCACCAACUGUGUGAUGACAGACAAGCUCAGGACAGGAAGUCAGUCGUUCCCUGAGUUGUUCAGCAGCUGCAGUGAGGGUCAGCUGGCUGAGUUUUUGGCCCGAGCGCGCCCCAACUGCUUACACAAACCAUCCCUCUCUCGCAGCAUAGAGACGGGCCCACGCUGCGGAAACGCCCUGGUGGACCCUGGGGAGGAGUGCGAUUGUGGGACGGUGCAGGAAUGUAAGAAUCCGUGUUGUAACCCAUCGACAUGUCGCCUGACAUUUGGGUCUCUAUGCGCUCAUGGACGGUGCUGUGAAAACUGCAAGUUCAGAUCAGCAGGGAGCUUGUGCAGGAGGCCGGCUGGUGAGUGUGACCUGCCCGAGUACUGCACAGGGACAUCAGAGGCGUGUCCUGAUGACAGUUUUGUGAUGAAUGGAAAACCCUGCUCCGACCAGGGCCCCGGAUACUGCUAUGACGGCCAGUGCCCCACACACCAGCAGCACUGUUGGAGGCUGUUUGGGGAAGGUGCUAAAGUUGCAGAUGAUGCCUGUUUUUACCUGAAUAGGCAGGGCCAGGAGGGGGCUAACUGUGGUAAUAACACAUAUGGAUACACCCCCUGUACCUCAAGUAAUCUAAAAUGUGGAUCUAUAUUUUGUGAAGAGGGAGGCGACUCUAUCACCGGGAAAAGGGCAGUGUUUACUGUGCGAUAUUUCAUUAAAUGUAACAUCGUUGUGGAGGAUGACAAGUCCAGAAAUAUUGACAUGGUCCCAAAUGGCACCAAGUGUGGACCAAAUAAGGUUUGCUUAGACAACAAAUGCCAGGAUAUAGCAGUGUAUGGCACCUCUGAUGAUUGCUCCAAGAAAUGCAGUAACCAUGGGGUGUGUAAUCACAAAAGAGAGUGCCACUGUGACCCAGGCUGGGCUCCUCCACUCUGCAAUAUUCAAUAUGCAGACUUACCUCAAGGUCAGAUGGCUGUGAUCGCUGGAGUGUGCACAGCAGUCUUCAUCAUCCUCCUCAUCAUCGCUCUGGUCACAGGUCUCAUCUGCUGCCAAAGAGACAGGUCCAAAAACUACCUCUCCAAAAGCAAGAGGAAAGUGCACUCUGCAUUGGAGAAGCAGACUCCCCUGUUUGACAAACCUAAACCCAGACCUGAGAUCAGCCAGCCCACCCUGAUGGAGUCCACCGCUGCUCAAAUUUGUACUCCUCACUUUGUGUCAGUGCCUCCGAGCCGACCGGCCCCUCUGCCUCCUAAGAAAUCUCCUCCAGAGCCCCCUACCUCUCAAAGUGAAGUGACCAAACCCCUACCUCCAGUGAAGCCUUUGCCUCCUUUGAGUAAAACAGAGUUCAAAGUGAAGCCCAGCCCCCCUCCAGUUCCUCCAGGAAAACCACGGCCCCCAGUUGUCCAGAAGAAGACCAAAAAAAACAGUGAUAGUUUUGUAGCAGCACAAACCCAACACUCAUCCUCACUGUCUGUGGGGAAAAGGACUCCUAUCAAAGCUGCUGGUGCAGAUUGUGAUAACAUUUGUUAGGCUCAAAUUGUGUUUGCACUUUGUAUGACGUAGAGCAUAACAUUGCUUGUUUCUAUUUUUUUAGUCUUUUAAAUAUUUAUUACGUAGUUUUGCUGUGUUAAAGCCAGUUUGUGCCUUCUUAGGGAUAUUUUGUAUUACUUAGCAGUCUACUUGAAGAGUGAAUGGUACAUAAUUGUAUGGACUGUGUAUGUUCUGUUCAUUUUCCAGCCCUGACAUGUGAGCCCUCAGGGGAGCUGUGUUUUUACUGCGAUUCAUUGUUUGUUUAAAAUCAUUCACAGGGUCCAGACCUGGGAGGAGGAUCUUUAAAUCUUCCUAAUCGCUCAGCGAGCCUCAGUGAUGGGUGCUAUUUGUUUGGGACAGUCCCGCUCCAGUGGUCAUGUGUUACAUAUGACUGAAUACAUUCUCUGUUUAAAGGUUAUUUUAAACCUAAUGAAGCCUCAUGAGAGGGCCUUUUGUCUCAACAAAUAAAGUGCACUUUAUUUCCGACCCAUA